CGACGUUUCACUUCGUCCUCUGCCUCGUCUAUAGGACAGCGAACAACGAGUGGGUGGCACAAGGAAGCUGUAUACGACAGAGUUAAGGCUGUGACGUGAUUAGGGGUUCAACCAGCUGGCUUAGCCCCUGUUCGCUUCGAUCAUCGCUCUGCCGAACAGAGGAGGACCAUCAUUCCAGUCCACCUGCCACAGGAACGUCUACGUCUUGUUAUCUUGCCCCACGACGUUGUCUCCACCUCCUAUCCAGCUUAGCCCUGGGAAUAUGGUGACCCAAUCUUACAAGGUCAAAUCUGCGAAGCUGGCUAAUGGCGAGACUGUCUUUGUGAAUGAUCACGUCUAUGUCUCUCCGCCUUGGUCUGAACGUGAUGGUACACCUUACAAUGUCGCUCGAAUCAUAGAAUUCAUACCACCAGACUCUACGCCUCGAAAAGGGCGAGGUCCAUCUCAAGAAAUAUCCGUCAGACUAUCUCUCUACUAUCGUCAAACCGAUAUAUCUGCUCGAAACGUUUCCGACUUUCGGCUCUUACUGGCCACUAUACACACCGACGUUCAUCCACUCGCCAACGUCAGAGGGAAAUGUUAUGUGCGACACAAGGAUCGCAUAGAGGAUCUCAUAAAGUGGAAGAGGUUGCCAGACCAUUUCUACUUUGCGAAAUUUUUCGAUCCCUAUAUCAGGAAAGAGUAUGAGGUGAUCAGGACGGAGAAUGUCAGGAACAUUCCUCCCGAAGUCCGGGAAGUCCUGCUGUCUCGUUACGAGUACCUCGUCGCUGAACGUGAAAUCGUUCCUGACCUGACCGACUCUUUCCGAGCAUGUUGCGUGUGCGACAAAUGGGCUGCAUCGCAAGACUCGGUCCGCUGCGAAGCGUGUAAGAAUCACUAUCACAUGGCUUGCGUCACUCCGCCCAUCACCGCCAAACCUGCAAAAGGAUAUUCUUGGGUCUGUCUUCCUUGCUCGCUUCAACGGCGGAAAGACGUGGAGGAUCAAAAAUUCCACUACGGUGCAAGCUCCGCUCCAGCUCCAAAACCCAAAGCUGGGCUCAGCAAAUCAAAAGACAAAGUCCCAAUGGAUCUUGAGAGACCAGACGUCAGCUAUCGUGGCUGGCCUUGGCGAUACUUUGGUCUCUACACGCGAGCUGAAGAUACGUUAGACCCUGACGAUCUGAUCUUUCCGAGAGCUGCGACUCGAAUCGGACGAAACUUUCAGACCCAUGUUCCAACUUGGGAGGAGCAGCAAGAAGCGGAGUCACAUCGGGUUUCUGGCGAGGCGGAGGCGGGUCCAUCGAGGCAUAUCGGAGUCGAACGCGGGCACGACGUCGGCGAGAGAAGACACGAAUCAUCCAUUGACAUUUGGUGUACUCCCAGUGCUGAUCUGAACACCUACAUGAAUGACUUACAGUCUCUGAAGAUGCCAGUGCCACCGUACAAUGUGGACAGACUGAACAGGGGGGUGUUAUUAUACACCACACUCGGCCACGAUCGAGCCCUGAAGAUCAUGAGAGGCAUGAGACUGGACGAUUUUCCGCCAAAAAUGUUCACCCCGGAGGAGGUAGCCAUCUUUGAAGCUCAAUUAGAGGAGAAUGGCGGUCUCGACACACAUAAAACGGCUCAACUCAUUAAUCGCACCCCGGCGGAAGUGCUGCGUUUCUCGUACAUCUGGAAGAACGGAAAGCUGAAGGAGGAGAAUGAAGCACUUCGAGCCCAUCAUAAAGUUUCUCAUUCCCACGCUAGGCAGAACAAGACGCUUGGUGCACCUUCACUGGGUCGAAUCAGGGGCCACGCGAGCAGCACGCCCACGGAUGAUGAAGUAUCGCUGUACGAUGCCAGUUUCAUCAGUACAAACAAGCUCCAAUGCGCUGCUUGCUCCACCAAGAUUUCUAGUGCUUGGUGGCGAUGUCCCAGGACCGUACCUGGUAAUGCUAUGUGCGAGGAUUGCGGAUCUAACUACCGCAAAUACGGGGUCAUCUCCUUUGUCAAGGCAGACGACGUGAAGAAGUCUGACAAGGACAAGUUGAAGAAGAAAGUCGAUGGAGUCAGUGGGGCGUCCACUCCAGUUCCUCCAGCACCCAAGUUGCCUCCUUGCGCCUCUUGUCGGCGGAUGGAGCCAAAAUCUAACAUGGCGAGGUGCAAAAUAUGCACUUACUCUGUGCAUUCUGGUUGUUAUGGCAUCGCUCCACAGGACAUAGGACUGGAAUGGGUAUGCGAGCUGUGCCACAAUGUCGAGACAGAGAUGGACCGACUGGAACCUCAUUGCGUGCUGUGCCCGCGAGAACAAUCUUCCGUCAAGAACAUAAAGUCGAAGAAACCUUUACCCGAUUUCGACCUGCUCAGCGCUCUCAAACCUACCGAGGGGAACCUAUGGUGUCACAUCAUCUGCUCCAUAUUCUGGUCAGAAAUCCUCUAUCGCGAUACCAAAACAUUCAAAGAGAUUGAAGGCGUGACGCUGAUACCGGAAGAGUCGUGGUCUCCAUCUUGCACUUUGUGUAAUCAGGUGGACGGGGCCGUGAUCGCCUGUGUGGAUUGUCUGUUACCGUUCCAUCCGUCUUGUGCUUGGCUCUCUGGUUACAAGAUAGGUUUCGAAUUUACAUUGGCCAAAGCUGGGAAGCGCGAGGUAAUCACUACUGCUUUCAAGGAGCAUGAAGGGGUCAUGUUGCCUGGCUGUUGGUGCAAAUCGCACGAUCUGGAAGGGAGAACCAUCUAUGAUCCGUUUGAGAUUGAUCCGGAACUCAACGAGACUGCUCUUCAAGUGUACGCCGCGUCAUACAAGGGCGUACCGGCGGACGAUUCGUUCCCGUUACUUCGGAAAGCUCGAGGGCUGGCUCACGUUCUACCUGCUGUGCCAGUGCACGAGGAGUACGAGAGCAAGUCCUGUAAGGAGUGCGGUAUCGAUGUCUCUCCAAUAUGGCAUAAGGGCCAUGGUGUUUCAAAGGUCGAGGCGAUGGAAGUGGACCUGCAGACGGCCAAUGGCAACGGAGCACACGGGCUCGCCAAUGGUCAUGCGCAUGAUCAGAUGGACAUCGAUAGUCUUCAAAACGGAGUACAGGAUAAGGGACCCUCAUCUUUAUGGCUCUGCCACCAGUGUUCGUUUAAAUCUUGAA
This is a messenger RNA of Kockovaella imperatae, 3095 nucleotides long. RefSeq lists its product as hypothetical. The record is from RefSeq and is a predicted model, not a curated record. Bases 263 to 3094 code for a protein of 943 amino acids. Gene Ontology annotation, cellular component: Lid2 complex. Lineage: Eukaryota; Fungi; Basidiomycota; Tremellomycetes; Tremellales; Cuniculitremaceae. Gene Ontology annotation, molecular function: chromatin binding; ubiquitin-protein transferase activity. The transcript is spliced from 16 exons. Gene Ontology annotation, biological process: histone catabolic process.